Saprolegnia parasitica CBS 223.65 is the source of this 1959-nucleotide messenger RNA. RefSeq lists its product as hypothetical. The coding region runs from base 1 to 1959 and encodes 652 amino acids. The record is from RefSeq and is a predicted model, not a curated record. NCBI's taxonomy places the organism in Eukaryota, Oomycota, Saprolegniomycetes, Saprolegniales, Saprolegniaceae. The transcript has 5 exons.
AUGCGCCCUGGUCUCUUUGCCCCCGCUCUUGCGCUCGCCGCCGCGACGUCGCCCAACGAGUGGCACCCGUGCCCACUCUACUCGGACGUGGGCACCGCGGCCGAGCACAAGCAGUACGAAGCGUCGUACAACUUUACGGCCGAGUGCAUUGAGCUGUCGGCCCCGGUCUGCUACCCCGGCGUGUGCGAAGGCUCCAAGACGCUGACGCUCUUUCUCAAGCGCAUUCCCGCCACGCACCCGACGACGCCGGCCAAGGCCGUGUGGCUCAUGCAAGGCGGUCCUGGUGCAGCGUCCGAUGCGAUGGAGCCGUCCAUGGCGCAGAUCUAUGAAGCCGCCAACGGCACCAUUAGCCUGUACACGAUGGACCACCGCGGCGUCGGGCGCAGCUCGCCCUUGUCGGCCAUCUGCCCUGAUGUGGCAACGGCCGAGAUCGAGACGCUUGACGUGGCGCACACCAAGUGCUUCAAGAAGCUCAAGGCCAAGUACGGGCCCAACGCUGCCAAGGGCUUCUCGGUCACAAGCGCGGCCACGGACCUUGCGACAAUCAUCCAGAGCCCACUCCUCGCGGCCUCGGACGUCUUCGUCUACGGCGUGAGCUACGGCACGUACCUCACCGAGCGCCUCAUGCACCUCGCGCCCAAAAACGUCAAGGGCUACAUCCUCGACAGUAUGCUGGCCGAGAGCCCGUUGAGCACGUACAGCGACUGGGACCGCGACGUUGCGCACGUUGAAAAGGAGUACUACCAUUUCUGCGACAAGGACCCAGUGUGCGCGUCCAAGAUUGGCCCCAAUUCGAAGCAAUUCGCAUUUGAUUUGUACAAAAAGCUCGAUGCGAACGACACGGCGUGUGCCCAAACGAUUUAUGCCGCCAAGGGGAUUCCGUCCGACUUUGUGGGAUCGACGCUUGCCGGCAUGUUGACCAACUACAACCAGCGCAACUUGAUUCCUGCGAUUCUCUACCGCCUCGCCAAGUGUGUUGUUGACGUCGAGAGCGAAGCUACGUUCCUAACCGGUCUUCUCGGCCUUGCCUCGGAGGCUGACGACACGGAAGGGCGCGAUGACAUUGUCCCUGGCGACGCUGAGACGGGCGAGUCAGUUAUCGAUGACAUUCUCUACAGCAACAUUGUCUUCAACGAGAUCUGGGAGUCGCCGUCUCCGUCGGUCGAGCGCCUCGAGAAGGACUCGUCCAAGCUCACGUGGCGCAGCAGCGACAAGAUCUCGACGCUUCUCAAGGUCGGCAAGUACUGCCUCUACACCGGCGGCAAGGACGCCGUGUGCAAGCAGUUUGAAAUCGCAGCGGGCUCCGAGUCGUUUGCAUACGCCCAUGACCAGUACUGGAACAAGACGGCGGCGGUUCCGGCUGGCGCGAGCGCCCUCUUGCUCUCGGGUGGAAUUGACGUCCAGACGAUCCCCAAGUAUGCCGUGGCCCAGAAUGCGUCCAUGGCCGGUGACAAGAAGCUCCUUUUGCAGUUCCCGUUUGGCGGCCACAGCAUCAUUUCGACGACAAGCACGGACCCCAAGGACGCGACCAAGCACUGCGGCAUGGACAUCCUCAACAUGUACCUCCAGUCGGGCGGCAACCUCAAGGCCAUCAAGACCGACUGCAUGGAAAACGUCCAGCCCCUUGAUUUCACGCUCAUCCACGACGAGGCCAAGGCCCUCGAGCUCUUUGGCAACACGACCGAUCUCUUUGGCGAUGAAGAGCGCCGUGUGCGGGCGGCCGUGCAGAGCGAAAUCGCCAAGGCGGACGCCAAGCACAGCACCGAGACGAUUGCGCUCACUGGCGGCUUGAUCGCGUGCGUGCUUGCCGUCAUGGGCAUGGCUCUGUACGUCAAGAAGCAGCAACGUGCGCUGGCCAAGGACAGUACGGCGGCGGUCGAGUCAGAAGUCAAGGACGCCAAGGAAGAUAACGCCAAGGAGGAAUCCGCCUCGGACGACGCUACGGUCGCCCAGGUCUAA